Molecule: messenger RNA, 5681 nt
Organism: Hyaena hyaena (striped hyena)
Lineage: Eukaryota; Metazoa; Chordata; Mammalia; Carnivora; Hyaenidae
Gene: ARID5B
Product: AT-rich interaction domain 5B
Exons: 10
Coding region: 11-3577 (1188 amino acids)
Biological process (GO): regulation of transcription by RNA polymerase II
Cellular component (GO): nucleus
Molecular function (GO): transcription cis-regulatory region binding
Source: RefSeq, a predicted model, not a curated record
GAACGUCGAGAUGGAGCCCAACUCACUCCAGUGGGUCGGCUCACCGUGUGGCUUGCACGGACCUUACAUUUUCUACAAGGCUUUUCAAUUCCACCUUGAAGGCAAACCAAGAAUUUUGUCCCUUGGCGACUUUUUCUUUGUAAGAUGUACGCCAAAGGAUCCGAUUUGCAUAGCGGAGCUCCAGCUGUUGUGGGAAGAGAGGACCAGCCGGCAACUUUUAUCCAGCUCUAAACUUUAUUUCCUCCCAGAAGACACUCCCCAGGGCAGAAAUAGCGACCAUGGCGAGGAUGAAGUCAUUGCUGUUUCCGAAAAGGUAAUCGUGAAGCUUGAAGACCUGGUCAAGUGGGUACAUUCCGAUUUUUCCAAGUGGAGGUGUGGCCUCCAGGCUGGGUCGGUGAAAACCGAGGCGUUGGGAAGGAAUGGACAGAAGGAAGCCCUGCUGAAGUACAGGCAGUCAACCCUCAACAGUGGGCUCAACUUCAAAGACGUUCUCAAGGAAAAGGCCGACCUUGGGGAGGACGAGGAAGAAACCAACGUGAUAGUUCUCAGCUACCCUCAGUACUGCCGGUACCGAUCGAUGCUGAAACGCAUCCAGGAUAAGCCGUCUUCCAUUCUAACAGACCAGUUUGCAUUAGCCCUGGGGGGCAUUGCGGUGGUCAGCAAGAACCCUCAGAUCCUGUACUGUCGAGACACCUUUGACCACCCAACUCUCAUUGAAAAUGAGAGUAUAUGCGAUGAGUUUGCGCCAAACCUUAAAGGCAGACCACGCAAAAAGAAGCCGUGCCCACAGAGAAGAGAUUCAUUCAGUGGUGUUAAAGAUUCUAACAACAAUUCUGACGGCAAAGCUGUUGCCAAGGUGAAAUGUGAGGCCAGGUCAGCCUUGUCCAAGCCGAAGAAUAACCAUAAUAACUGUAAAAAAGUAUCAAAUGAAGAAAAACCAAAGGUUGCCAUUGGUGAAGAGUGCAGGGCAGAUGAACAGGCUUUCUUGGUGGCACUUUAUAAAUACAUGAAAGAAAGGAAGACGCCAAUAGAGCGAAUACCCUAUUUAGGUUUUAAACAGAUUAACCUUUGGACUAUGUUUCAAGCUGCUCAAAAACUGGGAGGAUAUGAAACAAUAACAGCCCGGCGUCAAUGGAAACAUAUUUAUGAUGAAUUAGGUGGUAAUCCUGGCAGCACCAGCGCCGCCACUUGCACCCGCAGACAUUAUGAAAGAUUAAUCCUACCAUAUGAAAGGUUUAUAAAAGGAGAGGAAGAUAAGCCCUUGCCUCCAAUCAAACCUCGGAAACAGGAAAAUAGCUCACAGGAAAAUGAGAAUAAAACAAAAGUAUCAGGAACCAAACGCAUCAAACAUGAAAUCUCUAAGAGCAAGAAAGAAAAAGAGAAUGCCCCAAAGCCCCAGGAAUCAUCAGAGGUCUCAUCAGAGCCAGAGAAGGAACAAGAGACUUUAAAUCAGAAGAGCAUCACGGAGCCUCUCCCAGCAGCAGACGUGAAGAAAAAAAUAGAAGGGUACCAGGAUCUUGCAGUGAGGCCCCUGGGGUCUAGGGCAGACCCAGAAAAGGACAAUGACACAGAUCAAGGUGCCGACAGUGAGAAGGUGGCGGAGGAGGUGGGAGAGAAGGGGCCUGCUCCUCCACUCCUGAGUGCCCCUCCGGCCCCUGAAAGGGGUCCAGCCCCCAUCCCCGGGGCCAGCAAACAGCCACUCACCUCUCCCAGCACUCUUGUGGACUCGAAACAAGAACCCCAGCCCUGCUGUUUUACAGAGAGCUCUGACAGUGACCUCCAAGAAGCGCCCUUCACUGGCUUCCCCACCUCACAGCCACCCCUGGCAAACCAGAAUGAGAUGGAGGAUGACAAGCUGCCCGCAAUGGCAGAUUACAUCGCUAACUGCACCGUGAAGGUGGACCAGCUGGGCAGCGAUGACAUCCACAAUGCCCUAAAGCAGACCCCAAAGGUCCUCGUGGUUCAGUCAUUUGACAUGUUCAAAGACAAAGACCUGACUGGGCCCAUGAAUGAGAACCACGGACUCAAUUACACCCCUCUGCUCUACUCAAGGGGCAACCCAGGCAUCAUGUCCCCCCUGGCCAAGAAAAAACUUUUGUCCCAAGUCAGUGGGGCCAGCCUCUCCAGCAGCUACCCUUACGGCUCCCCACCUCCUUUAAUCAGCAAAAAGAAACUCAUUGCAAGGGAUGACCUGUGCUCGGGUUUGUCCCAGGCCCACCACGGCCAGAGCACGGACCACAUGGCGGUCAGCCGGCCGUCGGUGAUUCAGCACGUCCAGAGUUUUAGAAGCAAGCCGUCGGAGGAGAGAAAGAGCAUCAGUGACAUCUUUAAGCAUGACAAGCUGGGUCGAUCAGAUCCCUACCGCUGCAGUCUCUCUAAGCAUCACCUUAGCCCUCUUGCUGACUCCUAUGUCCUGAAGCAAGAAAUUCAGGAGGGCAAGGAGAAGCUCCUGGAAAAAAGGGCGCUCCCUCACUCCCACAUGCCUAGCUUCCUGGCUGACUUCUACUCCUCUCCUCACCUCCACAGCCUCUACAGACACACUGAGCACCACCUUCACAACGAACAGACAGCCAAGUACCCUUGCAGGGACAUGUACAGGGAAUCAGAAAACAGUUCUUUCCCUUCCCACAAACACCAAGACAAGGUCCACGGGAAUUAUCUCGCAUCGCUACAUCUGCAAGACAAAAAAUCAGCCACGGCCGAAGCGCCCACAGAUGAUCAGCCGACGGACCUGAGCCUUCCCAAGAACCUGCACAAGCCCACGGGCAAGGUCCUGGGCCUGGCGCACUCGGCCCCAGGACCCCAGGAGAGCAAGGGCGCCCCCCACUUCCAGGUCCUCAACAGCCAGGGUCGAGACUGUCACCCCAAAGCCUGCCGGGUAUCGCCCAUGACCAUGUCGGCCCCUAAAAAGUACCCCGAAUCGCUCUCCAGGUCGGGAAAACCUCACCACGUGAGGCUGGAGAACUUCAGGAAGAUCGAAGGCAUGGUCCACCCCGUCCUGCACCGGAAAUCGAGCCCCCAGAACAUUGGUGCAGCGCGCCCCAUAAAGCGCAGCCUGGAGGAUUUGGACCUUGUGAUUGCCGGGAAGAAGGCGCGGGCGGUGUCCCCCCUGGACUCAUCCAAGGAGGCCUGUGCGAAGGAGAAGGCCUCGGAGCCAGAGAGCGAAGGUGGCAAGGCGGCGCACAGUGCGCACUCGGGGGGCCAGUCAGAGGGCCACAAGCUUCCUCUCUCCUCCCCCAUCUUCCCAGGUUUGUAUUCUGGGAGCCUGUGUGGCUCGGGCCUCAACUCCAGGCUCCCGGCCGGCUAUUCCCAUUCUCUGCAGUACUUGAAAAACCAGACCGUGCUUUCUCCACUCAUGCAGCCCCUGGCUUUCCACUCGCUUGUGAUGCAGAGAGGAAUCUUCACGUCGCCGACAAAUUCUCAGCAGCUUUACAGACACUUGGCUGCGGCCACACCUGUAGGAAGUUCGUAUGGGGACCUUUUGCACAACAGCAUUUACCCUUUAGCUGCUAUAAAUCCUCAAGCUGCCUUUCCAUCUUCUCAGCUGUCGUCUGUACACCCCAGUACAAAACUGUAAGCCCAGAGCUGCACUCCUUACCCUGGGGGUAAUGGCUUGUAGAAUUAGAAGUCAGUAUUCCUUCUAAUCCGGGGGUAAGAUCAGUCCCAGCCAAAGGGGCCGAGAAGAGAGGUGAACAUACCUGAUUUUUCCUGGGAAGACUCCAGCCAUGGCUGGUUAGUCUUGCACCCCUUCCAACACAGAUGCCCUGGUACCUAGAUGGUUCCCUUUGCACGUGGGUCUUGAGAAGGGAUUUUUGUGUAUCCAGGAAGAAUUUAGAGGACCCCGUCUUGAGGAUGGUCAGGAACAAUCUGGGCAAAAAAAGGGGGGGGGGCAGGCUUUUCAAAGGAAGGGGCGAGGAAGACUGGCAAAUGUUUGCCAAGGGAUGCCCCUCUUCCCAUAAAACUCUCCAAGGUUCAAUCAAUGCAAUGUAUAGAGAAACUUCAGUAGAUCUUUCAUUUUGACACUAUUAAACAAUCCAGAGAAGUGAACACUGUUAAAAUGACUGUAUAUAUUUGCUUCUUAAAACUACCUGUAUCACUGUUUGCUGACCUAAUUUAUAUACAGGUAGUUCCAUUUUCUCCCAGUUCCUUCUUGUCUUUUUUUUUUUUUUUUUUUAAUUAAACAGUAUCACUUUUGUUUGCAGGUCUUUUUGUUUUAUUUUGUUUUGCUUUGUUUUGUUUUAAAGGCUGACUGACUGUCCUAGUUGUUGAUGUGUGUUUGUAAUUUUUCCACAUCUUAUCAUUUUGAGCAGCUUUGGGUGGUAAAGUUAUUGUUUACAAAUUGAAGCAACUGAUUCUAGUGGAACAAAUGAAAAAGAAACAGUUGAGCACACAAUAGUGCAAAGAAUGUUCCUUUGCAGAUCCACAACUUAAGGAUUUUGUUCCUCAUAAAUGGCAUAGUCGAAAGAGCUUAUACACUGCUUACCCGGCCAAAUGCUUUGCUUUGAAGUAUUGGGUUAUGUGAAAAUAUCGAGCAUUGUCCUUACCUUAUCUAGGCUGUGAAACUGUCCUACAUACCAGAGGAAUCAUAAAAACAAAAACCUCACUGGCAGCAAGCUGCUGAAUAACAAGAGUCUAGAGGACAUAUUUGUGGGCUGCUCAGAUAUUUUAGGAAUUUCAGAAAUUAGAACAGAAGCCAAAAUGAUUUACAUUGGUGUUGGCACUGAUCCCUUUAAACAGUGUGGGAAAGGGGGUUGGGGAAGAAGAUGGAGCUCAACUAUCCAGAAGAAAAGGAGCAGCUGGAGGCCCAGGCACCUGAUACCUUCCCUGGGCCGCACCCGAUCUUUGAGUAAUAGGUAGUCACAUGGCCUUCACCAAGUUGGUUUCUUGUUGUUCUCAAGAAGAACCUCCCAGCCCACAUCUCUGGGGAUUAUUGGCAUCCUGGAUUACCCAUUUCAAAAGAAGUCCUCUUCUUUGGGUUUAUGGGGCGUUAGUUUUGUGUGUGUGCACGCACAUUUUGUGGUUCAUGUCGUGUUUUUAACCACCUGGCAAGACAGCCCACGUUACGAUUUCUUUUAUUGUUGGAAGAAAUGGUCAAGUUGUUCAAGCAGUCAAAAGAUGUGGAGAAUGUGUAUGGUCAUUCUCGCCACUUUAUUCCAUUCGCUGCUGGGAUGUAACAUCGAGGUGGAUGAAUUUUCUAAGUGUGUUAAGAGUCAAUCGAUACAGAGCGGAUUUUCUUUCCAAGUCCCAUCCCUGCUGAUUAAGACUGCUUUGAUGAACUCCCCAGCUAACCCUCCCCUCCCCCAACACUACCAGUAGACAUUAGAACCACAGUUAACCAGUCUUUUACCUCUGAGAUAUUUAAUUCUAUGAAAAUUGAUGACAAUUUUCAACUUCUAAAUAGGUAACUCGACUGCAAAAUAAUCACAACUGGUAAACAAUGACACUGCGGCUCUUAAAGCCAUGCAUGCCAUGCAUUUGUAUUGAAGUGUCUCCAUGACAUGAAGCCAAAUAUUCAAUGUAACAUACUUAAUAUCCAAAGGUGGAAACAAAAGAAUGUAGAGACCUAGUGUUAAGAGUUCCAUUUGCUUCAAUUAAUUAUUUACCUUCCUGUGGAAUUUUACGUAUAUAUAUAUAUAUAUAUAUAUGCACACACACACACACACAUAUAUAUAUAUAUAUAA